Athalia rosae (coleseed sawfly) is the source of this 1817-nucleotide messenger RNA. RefSeq names its product cytochrome P450 9e2-like. The record is from RefSeq and is a predicted model, not a curated record. The coding region runs from base 198 to 1709 and encodes 503 amino acids. Gene Ontology annotation, molecular function: monooxygenase activity; heme binding; iron ion binding. The transcript has a single exon. Lineage: Eukaryota; Metazoa; Arthropoda; Insecta; Hymenoptera; Athaliidae.
CUGCCAUUUCAUGCUGCAGUCUAGUCCGACCAGCGGUCGAGGCAACUCCGAUAUCUAUACAUUGGCCGAGCUACGAAAAUAGGAAUUGUAAUAGCGAUUCGUCAACGUCGAGAAUUCCGUGAGAAAUUGGAUUCCAAGUUUUGGGCGCAAAAAUUUUUACCAAUCGUCAUUCGUCAUUGUCAAAAAUUUCCGCCGCUAUGGACUCGUGGACGAUAACCUUGACGGUAAUAGCAGGUGCGGUCAUAAUAUACUGGCUGUCCACUCGCAAUUUCGGUUACUUCAAGAAACGCGGCAUCUCUUGCGUACGUCCAUGGCCGAUAUUCGGGAACAUGGGCCCGAUAUUGUUCAGGAUGAAAUCGUUCGCGGACGUGAUGGACGACACUUACAGAAGUCACCCCGACGCCAGGUACGUCGGUUUCUACGAAUUUUCCAAUCCGGUCAUAAUGCUGAAGGAUCCCGAACUGAUAAAGCAAGUGGCGGUCAAGUAUUUCGACAGUUUUCCGAAUCACAGGACGUUCGCCGAUUCACCGAACGAGCCACUUUUCCAAAAGAAUCUUUUCGCCCUGGUGGACAACGACUGGAGAGCCAUGCGGUCGCUCUUGAGCCCGGCGUUUACUUCGAGUAAGAUGAGGAUGAUGUUCGAAGGUGUAGCCCAGUGUGCGUCGAACUUCGCCGAUUAUUUGGCGGCCCAGAAUCCCCAGCCCGAAAACCUCGACAUGAAGGACACCUUCGGAAGAUAUACACUCGACGUGAUUGCGUCCACGGCGUUCGGCCUGUCGACGGACUCGCUGAAACAUCGCGAAAACGAUUUUUACAUGAUCGGAAAAGACGUCACCCACUUGGCCGGGAUCAGAAUGAUCAAAUUCUUCAUCAUGCGAAAUCUUCCGGGACUAGCGCGGCUGAUGAAUCUUCGGCUCGUAGACGUCAAAACGACGAACUAUUUCGUGGAUAUCAUAAAAACCACCAUCGAAACGAGGGACAGAGAAGGAAUCGUGAGACCGGACAUGAUACACUUGAUGAUGCAAGCGAGGGACAACGAGGCAAAAACUGAUUUAUCCAUGGUGGACAUGGCGGCCCAAGCCUUCAUUUUUCUCCUCGGCGGAUUCGACAGCCCGGCAACCACGAUGUGCUUCGCUGCUCAUUUCCUCGCCCUCAAUCCCCACGUCCAAAGGAAACUGCAGACCGAAAUCGAUGAGGUUUUGAAAGAGCAUCCGGAGGGUGUGUCUUACGAGGAGAUACAAGAAAUGAAGUACCUGGACGCGGUGGUCAAUGAAACCUUGAGGAUUUAUUCACCCGGUAUAGUGUUGGACAGAGUUUGUACGAAAGGGUUCACUCUGCCGCCCGCGUUACCUGGACUCGAACCGUUGGAGGUCAAACCAUCCCAAGAAGUUUGGAUUCCCAUACAGUCCAUCCAUCGUGACGAGAGAUUUUUCACGAAUCCGGAUGUAUUCGAUCCGGAAAGAUUCAACGAAGUUAACAAGCACAACAUCAAUCCCUUGGCCUACUUGCCUUUUGGAAUAGGUCCGAGAAUUUGUAUCGCCAAUCGUUUCGCUCUAAUGGUCGUUAAGCUUGCCUUGUUUCACGUGCUCGCCAAAUGCGAUGUGUUGCCGAGCUCGAAAACUUGCUCGGAGAUCAAGUUGAGUACCUCGGAAUUCACGCUGAUACCGGCGGACGGGUUCUGGCUGAAGGUUCAAUCGAGAAAAAAAUAACGUUGCGUUCACUCCUCUUUCGCUUGAUCCCGGACAUACUCGGUCCGGAAAUUAUCCUGCCUUUAUGAAUCAGAUUACACAUGCAAUAAAGCUGUACAGAAAAUUGGA